GGUUGUUGUGCAGUGUUGCAUCUAUUCUAGUUGUUGCAUUGCGCUUGAAAUCAAAUAGCAUAAUUCAUACGAAUUUUAUCUUCCGUAAACCUUAUACAAGCCCCAUUAGUUUAUAUGUAAAUCCAUCUAAAUUAAACAUGACAAGAAAGGUCCAUAAAUAACACCAUUGCCAAAAAUAGAAACAGUAUUGCAAUUUCAUGGCGUCACAUCCGUUUUGAAAUCGAGUGGAUAUCCGCCUUACUUCGUAAGAACACGGUGAACGAAUUGGUGAGAUAGAAAACGAUAAAUAGUAUAUUCUAAUCGUUUCACAGGCUAUGGUAGUUGUUAAGUAGAAACAAAUACAAUGAGUGAUAAUGUUGGGAGAGCUUUUCAGCCGAAAAAGACACCGAUUACCAAUGAAUAUCGACUGACUGGCACUGUGUUAGGACUUGGAAUAAAUGGUCGAGUUGUUGAAUGUUUUCAUAGACCUUCAGGGGAAAAAUAUGCCCUAAAGGUUUUAAAAGAUGUACCAAAAGCCAGACGAGAAGUCGACUUACACUGGAGAGCUGGUCUAGGAAGCAAACAUAUUGUUAAAAUUAUUGAUGUUUUUGAAAAUAAUUAUUCUGGUCAAAGAUGUUUGCUAGUUAUAAUGGAAUGUAUGGAAGGUGGCGAAUUAUUCACAAGAAUACAAGAGAGAGCAGAUUCAGCAUUUACAGAAAGAGAGGCAGCUGGAAUAAUCAAAGAUAUAGCAAAAGCAAUAGCUCAUCUACAUAACAUGGAUAUAGCACAUCGUGAUUUAAAACCUGAGAAUCUUUUAUAUAGUUCAAAGAAAGAAGAAGCAGCUGUUUUAAAAUUAACCGAUUUUGGUUUCGCAAAAGAAAUUGCUGUUCAAAAAUCAUUACAGACACCUUGUUAUACCCCAUAUUAUGUUGCACCAGAAGUUUUAGGACCAGAAAAAUAUGACAAAUCAUGUGAUAUGUGGUCUUUAGGAGUUAUUAUGUAUAUUUUAUUAUGUGGAUAUCCACCAUUUUACAGUAAUCAUGGAGCCCCUAUAUCUCCUGGAAUGAAGAAACGAAUCCGUAAUGGCCAAUAUGAGUUUCCUAAUCCAGAAUGGAACAGAGUCUCACAAGAUGCUAAAGAUUUAAUUCGUGGUUUAUUGAAAACAGAUCCCGAUGAGAGAAUGGAUAUAGAUGCCGUUAUUAAAACUAAAUGGAUAUCUGAUCUAACUUUAGUUCCACCCACUCCUUUAAUGUCUGCUAGAGUAUUGAGAGAAGAAGGUGAUGUAUGGAUGGAUGUACAGGAGGAAAUGACGAAUGCUUUGGCUACAAUGAGAGUUGAUUAUGAUAAGUCAAUAAAUAUCAAAAGUUUACAAGAUUCUAAUAAUCCUAUCCUAAACAAACGGCGUAAAAAAGAGACAGAAACACCAGUUUAAUGGCUGCUCUUCCAUUUUAAAAUUUUUGUUGCCAUAUAGUUGUUGAUUAAUUGUUAUUAUUUUACAUGAUGUUGUGUUGGGCGAUAAGUAGUUAUAAUAUUUAACAACAACCAUUGAAUUUUCUUAAACCUCUUCAGACUAAUAAAAAACCUAUUGGAUUUUUUGUGUAUGAAGCAACAAAGCCAUCACAAACUGAAAAGAAAUAUAUCAACUUCAAUCACGAUAUUGGAAAUGAAAUGAAAUGGGGUUAAACGUCCUACUGUUCUGCACCAACUGGGCUAAUGAAGACGUACGUAGGCUAUACACUGUGCUAUGACAGAAAUUAUGCUCGGACAGUGGCUUUACAUCCUGUUAAUUUCAAAUUCAAAGGAUCAUGGGUUCUUAGUGUAGGCCAGUGUGUACACAGGACAUCAGGGUUUUUUUUCUAGUUUCAUUGAAAUGACUAGACUUUAUUCUGUAGAACAGACAAGUGAAAACCAUGCCAGAAAAUCCUUAGGAACUUUCUUUGCGAACACCGCGAUUGAACCUGGGAUUUCCUGGCUAGCAAGCCUGUGCCAUUUCACUGAGUCACCGAGCCCCCCCCCCCCCUUACGACAUUAAAGAUAUGUUUGGCAUAUUUGGUUACGUCAACAGAGAGGUUGAAUGGGAUUUUGUCGAAGUGAAAAUUUCCAGAUUCAUGAUUUACCCCUGAGGUACACAUGUAUACAAAGAGUCUUGUUUAAUUUAGAGUCACUGUUUUUUUAUAUUGAGGACAUCGACGUUUUGACAAAGUUCUUGCGAUUUAAUUAGUGAAAUAUUUUAUAUGCACUCUUUAUUUGUCAUGAAGUAUUGCUGUUAUAGCUCUUUACAAAAGACAAAAUGUGACCAUUUAUUUGUUUUUUAUCAUUUCUACUUAUGAUAUUGCCCAAUGCUAACAUUGUGUACCAUAUACAAGAUUUGUUUUUUUUAACACCAACUUAGAUAUUAGUGAUAUAUUUAUACUGUUUUAUCACUUUUAGUAGUUGAGAUCAAUUGAUACUAAAUAGUUGUUACAUAUUAUAGAAUUGAUUUAAUGUUAAGUUGGGAACAAAAUUAAUCGCUGAGUAAAUGGUUAUUCUAAAAGCCAGUAAAUAUGCCUACACGACCAACUGUGUACACUCAAUGACACAGUAACAGUUUUCGAUUUUUCAUUCUAUGCUGCUUCCAUUUGAAACUGUACUAUGUAGUUGCUAAUUAAAUUCUACUAUCUAUAGCAUAAAAGUAAAUCUAAGCUGACAAGUGUUUAUAGGUGAAUGAGCAGAUAGGCGAUGGAAAGACAAUUUUUAAGUUUUCAUUAAGAAGUGUUAAUAUUGUACUAAGGCAUUAAGGUCUAAAUUAAAACAUUUGGCCUUUUUGUUUUGUAAUUAAAGCAUCAUAUAAUUUAUUCUUUCCUUCCAGUCAGUAUCCAAAUUAAUUCCAGAAAUGUUUAUUUCUUAAUGAGGCAUUACCAUCUAGGUUUUUUUUUUUGUACAAAAAUGUUCGGUCAUCUUCUUUUGACAUUAGAGCAAGUUGCUUUUAUUUUUUUUAAUGAGCUAUAUUUUGCAUUUUACAACCAAUCUGCUUAUGGUCCUGUGAUGUACCACAUUUCAGUUUCUUAAGACAGAGACUAUGCUAUUAUGGUUAUAUAUAGACUAUAUUAAAAAGGAUCUGUUUAGCUAGUGCCUUUAACUAUAUCAUAUGUUAAUGUAGCUGCUUUUUAAUUUAUAUUUAUUCUUUUGUUUAAUUGUGUAGAAAUAGAAGUCACUGACGGUUUAAUUAGAUAAAAGUAUGUCUAUUACAAUCAAUGUUUGUUGUUCAACACCAAUUUAUAGACCAAACUAGAUCAAGAUUGGAAUAAAGUAUUUAUGACUGCUUGUACCAGCAUUUAUUGUAAAAUGUAUAGAAUUAUUAAUGCAUGAAGAUAUGCCAAAGUGGUAUUAAUAAGGGGUCAUUAGUGUUGAAUAUGUGAAAAGUCUGCAUUGAUCUUUCAAUAAGUUUUAAUUUCCCUAGGUUGAAAGCAAUAUUUUCUAAUAUUUCUGGAUAUACUUAAACAAAAAACAAACAAAAAAACAAGCUAAAAAAUGCUACUUUCUAUGUUUGUCCAUGAAUACAAAGAUGUGCUCAAAAAGGACAGAUGCAUAGUUUUGAAUAUACUAGUAAUCUGUUCAACAGCAUAUUAAACAUGUUUUUGAGAUAUGCAAGUAAGAAUGUAAAUAUAAAUAACAUGUAUAUAGAUAUGAUUUAUAAUGCAUAAUUUACUGUUAACAUAUAAAUGAUAAAAGAAAUUUGAUUUAUUGAAGUUGAAGUUGUUUGUUUCUGGAUAUUUAUACCUCAAUGUAUGAACAACAUUUUGGGUGAUUCAAAUAUUCUUAACCCUGAAGGUAAUGAACAUUAUCAGCACUUUAACCAUUGCUACAUCAGACAGAAAUGAUGGCCAAUUGAUUUCAUUGGUCAAGGAAUUUCACUUGCCGACUAAGAAAAGUGGUAGUACGUCCAAUCAUUGUUAUAACACACUCCUUAAUAUUAUACAUGUACCUCGUUGAACGGGCAUCAAGUAAGCAUUUUGGAAAUGAAAUCUCUAAAUGACUUUGUUGAAUCAUCACAACAUAUGCAGCAGUUUCCAUGCUUACCUUUAAGUUAAAUUGGAAUACAGACCCGGGGGAAGAUAACUAAGAAACAUCACUUGAUCAUAGUAUGUGUAGCAAUGGAUAAUGAGCUGAUAAUGCUCAUAACCAUUGCUUCAGGAAUAUGGUUGGUUAUUGACUGCCAUGGUGGAUUUUUUUUAUAUUUUAUAUAGAAAUUGAAAUUUUAUAUAGAAAUUGAAAUUUAUGUUUUAUAAUAAAAAUUACAUUAUAUUUGAAAUGAUUGUAUCAUGAUGUAUAAUGAAGGUAUAUAUACUUGGUAAUGUAUAUCAUACAAGAUGAAAAUAGUUGUAGUUCCUGUUAUUACAACAAUAUUAUGCCAUUGUUUUUAUACACCCAUAUUUGAUGAGAAAUUUUUUACAUUGCCCAAAAGCCGAUGUCAAACAUGAUAAAUUCCCCUAUCACAGAUAGCCGGUGAUUUUGUAUUCCAACAUCUUUUUUUACACAUUUGUAAAAAAUAUUUUUAUACACAUUUAGAGAUCCUAAUAAUUAAAAGCAUCCUUCCAAAAUAAUUAAAUAUCAACAGUUUAUUUGUUUAUUAAAUUAUAAAUGAGUUGUUGCAAUGAAAAAAGGAUGUUUUAUUAAAAAAUAUCAAAUACUAUAAAAUAAGAAAUUAAUUUCUAUGUGACCAUAAGUUUGUUUGAUACAUGUAACCCCUCUUUUUAAAAUAUGUGUAGAACUCCUUGUGAUUAAUUACAAUCAAAUACAAUGUCAUCGAUAUUGAAGUAAUUUCAAUAAUAUUUAUGUCGCUUUUGUUUGGUCACUUUAAUUUCACCCCUAGUAAAAUUCUUGUUUUACAUAGACUUUGAUAUCAAGUUAUGAAAAUUUUCCUGUUAAGUUUAUGUCCUUUAAUGAUGUAAUUUCAAGAAAAUUCCAAUAUAUUAUCUUCUUAAAUUGAGAAUACAGAUAGACUAAUAAUGUCUGUGUUAUGUUAUUAGAAAGAUUAAAACUAAUGAUUUUCAUCAUUAAUGUAAUAGAUGAAUGAAUGUUUUAAAAUUCAACACUAUACCAAAUGUUGUACAUAUUUUAGCACCGUAGUUGUGUAGUUGUACACAUCCUUGUAUAUACAAUGAAUAAUUAAGUAUAGUUUUUGUAGUUAUGAACUAUUGGGUAAUACUAGAUUGUGCUCAGACCAUUAUACCAAUGUAUAACAGUUAACUGAAAGAAAACUUUUAAAAUCAGUUCUGGUAAAGUAAAUUAUUGUAAAACAUUAUCCAUCGAUAAAUUCAAUGUGAAUCAGUAUGGUUAAUACAAAGAUAUCAGUAAAGCACUCCUUAAUGAGAACACAUUCUUGCUUUAAUCAUUUAAUCAUCACUUUACAUCACAUUUUAUCAGAAAUUAUAAAAAAAGAAUAGACAUUGUUAUUCAUUGACUCAGUAUUUAAACUACUGUUUUAUUGGUAAUGGUUUGAGCUGUAAGUACUUGUAUAUAUUACAGAGAUGCAAUGAAAACUCACCACUUUUCUAAAUGAAUAAUUGUAAUUCUUCAAUUAGGAAUGUAACAACCAUGGUUCACGAUGCUAACAUGUGAGAAGGAUGUUUUCAUGAUCGAGUUAUCGUAGCACAGAUCAUUUCUCUUAAACACAAUAGGAAUGUUGAAAUUCACUAUUUUGUGGUGCAGACAUGAGGUCAGCACAACUCCACUGUUCUGUGGAAGAUGCAAUGUUAUGCCAAGGGUGACACCAGCUAUGAGAAUGUGCCAUUGUGUAAAUUCAAGAGGGCAUGAAGCAGCAUUACAAGGAGAGUUGAGAAAGCUCCCACAAGCAGCCAUUCAGAGGCUUAUCUCCUUCAUGCGGCUUUUGUGACUGCACAUACAUGUAGAUGUUACCAACAUUUGAUUUUUACCCCUUGCCCCAAUGUUUGAUUGUAAAGUUGUUAUGGCCUCCAUGGGUUGUUGUGUUGGAAAAUUUCCAGCCUAUAAUCACAAUUCUACUGCAUUAUGUCUCGACAACACUUUUUCAGAUCAGCGGUGCAUUUUCAUUUUGUCUAUAUUUAGUUGGCAUUCUUCACUGUUUAUUUCACUUUUAAUACAAUUCAUAUAUUUCUUCUUUUACUUCAAAUCCGUUUUACAAAAAAGUGUUAGUUUUUUUCCAGUUUAAUGAUUAUUACUAAUCUGGAAUUAGUACUUUAAUAUGUUGGAUCAUUUUAGCUCAAUAAUUAACAAAUGCAGUCUUAUGUUAAGCAUUUAGAAUUUUUAGUUAUUUAAAGACUCAACUGUUUCAUUUUUUUACCAAUUAUAAUAUAGAAGCUCAGUAUUGGAUAUAAAUAAUAAUACAAAAAAUAUAAAAUAAUAACCCAAUAAACAAAGUUUGUGUAUAUAGUUGCAAUUAUUUGUACCAUAUUUAUAUAUCUAGUACUUAUAUCACUUUUUUUUGUGUAUUAAUGAAAAACAAAUAUAUAGUAACAUUUAUA
Molecule: messenger RNA, 6461 nt
Organism: Patella vulgata (common limpet)
Lineage: Eukaryota; Metazoa; Mollusca; Gastropoda; Patellidae
Product: MAP kinase-activated protein kinase 2
Exons: 10
Coding region: 344-1411 (355 amino acids)
Biological process (GO): intracellular signal transduction; protein autophosphorylation; peptidyl-serine phosphorylation
Cellular component (GO): cytoplasm; nucleus
Molecular function (GO): calcium/calmodulin-dependent protein kinase activity; calmodulin binding; mitogen-activated protein kinase binding
Source: RefSeq, a predicted model, not a curated record